CCCGGCGGGCCAGAGCUUCCUGGCAGCGUUAUGGAGGUGGUUAAGUGUCCGGAGCACGGGGCCGUCUGCUUCUUAAAGACCGGCGUCCGCGAUGGCCCGAACAAGGGAAAGAGCUUCUACGUGUGCCGGACGAACACAUGCGGCUUCGUGCAGGCCACCGAUAUUCCUGUUUCUCAUUGUUUAUUGCAUGAGGAGUUUGUGGUAGAGCUUCAGGGUUUGUUUCUACCACAGGGCAAGAAAGAAUGGAGGUUGUUCUUCCGAUGUGCUAGAACUAAGGCGGAGGGGAAGCGCUGGUGUGGUGAUGUCCCAUGGCAGGAUCCUAAUCCUAAAGGACACUCUGUAACCUGUAAGCCUCAGCUGGCAUCGGAGUCACUGCCUCACCCUCCCAGCCAGCCGAGAAACCCAUUUAGGGUGCUUAACAAGAAUCAGAAAACACUUGAGUGGAAACAGUUUGUGGAAGGAGAAGGUGAGAUAAAGACAGCCGAUAAGAAGCUGAGAGAAAACAGAGAGCAGCUCUUGGAUCAAAAGAAAGAACAGAAGCCCAAAUCUAAAUGCAGGACGGAGAAGGACCCCUCAUCUGACCUGGCGGUAACUAGACAGUCUGGAGGUGACGGGGAAGAACAAGAGGAGAAAACAAAGUUCCGGCCCAAAACUAAGGAAACUGAAGAAAUGGCUUCCAAACAAGACCAUGGAGAGGUGCUUCAAGGAACAUCCAAGGUUCCUCAGAUGUCAGAGAGUGAGAGUCAAGAGGUCCCAAACAAGGCAGAAGCUCUGAGUGAAAAGGAAACCCAUCUUUUGCUGCAGAGUAUUCCUGGUCAGAACCCAGAAAGCAAGGUCCAGAAAGAGGGACACCUCAUCAGGGAGCAGCUUAAGAACGGGGACAAAACAGAUGCCCACAGUGCACAGGCCUCCCAGACAGGGCUAUCUCAGGGGCCUCUCCGGGGGCCUUCCAAGACUUGGAGGUCUACUCCCAAAGCACGAGUAGCACCUGGGCUUUGUUCAGGAUCGGUACACCAUGCCACCUCCAGCAGCGAUGACAGUGAAGAUGAUGGUGUUUCCAGUAGGCCAGGGUCCCCACUUCUCUUUGACUUGACUAUAGACUCACAGAAGAAGGGGAGCCUUCAACAUUCUGACCAGAGUGUGCAGAGACAGACAGCUGCUGCUUCAGGUGUUUCCAAGAAGGGAGAAUCAUCUGACCUGGCAGCCCAGCGUGCGAACCUUACGACACAGCUGAAACAAAAGAAGGGCACCCUGGCUGCAGUGAACAUCCAGGCUCUCCCUGACAAGGGAGAGAAGUUGCUUAAGCAAAUCCAGGCUUUGGAGGACGCACUCAAUGCUCUGGCUCUCUCACCAGAGCAAGGAACUAGGGAGAACUGCAGCCCCCAGGAGCCAGAGCAGAGCAAGGUCAGCGAAACUGCUGCUGCUGGCCCUCUACACUUGGUGCCUCCCCAGCCCCUUCCCAGGCCCCACGUCCAGCCUGCAGCCUCCCUAGGACUAAAGGCCGGCCGCCAGGAGACUCCUGAGGGAGCCAGCCAGUGCUCAGGAGGCCACACGAACGAACAUCGUCUUUAUAAUGUGUGGAAAAUCACGAGUGAAGCCAUUGAUGAGCUGCAUCGGUCACUGGAGUCUUGUCCUGGGAAAACUGCAGUAGCAGAAGACCCAGCUGGCUUGAAGGUCCCCUUGCUACUGCACCAGAAGCAGGCAUUAGCCUGGUUACUGUGGCGGGAAAGUCAGAAGCCACAAGGAGGGAUCCUGGCGGAUGAUAUGGGCUUAGGAAAGACUCUGACGAUGAUUGCACUCAUCCUAACCAAGAAGAAUCAGCAGAAGAGCAAGGAGAAGGACAGAAGCCUGCCUGUGAUGUGGCUUUCCAAGAAUGAUUCCUCUGUCUUUACUUCCACCGGAACACUAAUCGUCUGCCCCGCUUCCCUGAUCCAUCACUGGAAGAAUGAAAUAGAGAAACGUGUGGACAGCAAUAAACUCAGAAUCUAUCUCUACCACGGGCCAAACCGGAUUCGGCAUGCGAAAGUCCUCUCUACAUACGACAUCGUGAUUACUACUUAUAGCCUUCUGGCCAAGGAGAUUCCUACAGCAAAGCAAGAGGGAGAGGUCCCAGGAGCAAACCUCAGUGUGGAGGGCAUCUCAGCACCUUUGCUUCAGGUAGUCUGGGCCCGAAUCAUUUUGGAUGAAGCUCAUAACGUGAAGAACCCUCGAGUACAGACGUCCAUUGCUGUGUGUAAGCUCCAAGCCCAGGCCCGGUGGGCUGUCACUGGAACCCCCAUUCAGAACAACCUGUUGGAUAUGUAUUCACUAAUGAAGUUUCUCCGCUGCUCCCCAUUUGAUGAGUUCAGUCUUUGGAAGAGUCAGGUGGACAAUGGGUCAAUGAAAGGAGGGGAACGGUUGAGCAUUUUAACCAAGAGCCUUUUGCUGAGGAGAACAAAAGACCAACUGGAUUCCACUGGUAAACCUUUGGUGCCCCUCCCUGCACGGAGCUGUCAGCUGCACCGUUUAAAGCUUUCUGAAGAUGAGCGGGCUGUUUAUGACGUCUUUCUUGCAAGGUCCAGGUCAGCUCUCCAGUCCUAUCUGAAGAGACAAGAAGGUAGAGGCAGCCAUCCUGGAAGGAGCCCUGAGAAUCCAUUCAGUAGGGUGGCUCAGGAGUUCGGGUCCGGUGUGCCCCAGCGCUCCACUGCAGCGGACUCACGGAGACCCAGCACCGUCCAUGUCCUGUCCCAGCUUCUCCGGCUUCGCCAGUGCUGCUGCCAUCUUUCUCUGCUGAAGUCGGCCCUGGACCCCAAGGAACUGGAGAGCGAAGGCCUUGUCCUAUCCCUGGAAGAACAGCUCAGUGCUCUGACCUUGUCCAAAGUCGAUGUCUCAGAGCCGUCGCCCACCGUCAGCCUUAAUGGCACAUGCUUCAAGGUGGAGCUUUUUGAUGACACACGAAGGAGCACCAAGGUGUCUUCUCUGCUGGCAGAACUGGAGGCAAUCCAAAAAGGCCCAGGGUCCCAAAAGAGUGUCAUUGUCUCUCAGUGGACCAGCAUGCUGCAGGUGGUAGCCCUGCACCUCAGGAAGAACCGACUGACUUAUGCCACCAUCGAUGGCUCUGUCAACCCCAAACAGAGAAUGGACUUGGUGGAGGCAUUUAACCACUCCCAGGGACCUCAGGUCAUGCUGAUCUCCCUCUUGGCUGGCGGUGUUGGACUCAAUCUGACUGGAGGAAACCACCUUUUCCUUCUUGACAUGCACUGGAAUCCCUCACUUGAAGACCAGGCUUGUGACCGGAUUUACCGAGUAGGGCAGGAGAAGGAUGUUGUCAUACACAGGUUUGUCUGUGAGGGGACAGUGGAAGAGAAGAUCUUACAGCUCCAAGAGAAAAAGAAAGAUUUGGCAAAACAGGUCCUUUCAGGAUCCGGAGGACCUAUCACCAAGCUCACACUGGCUGACCUCAAGAUCCUCUUUGGCAUUUAGCUUCCUCUGCUGGUGCUGGUGUGUACCAGGACCUGGAAUGGUGCUCUUUCCGUGAUCCUGGAGCCUUAGAUCUCACCUUACUCAAAGUGAGGCUUGUUCCUAUGCCAGGAAUUGAGGACAGGUUACCAUGUUAGCAAACCAGUCAGUCAGUCAUGUCUGUCACGUAGCUUGUGUACUGUGCGCCAUAGAAACCAACUGGUUUUUUCAGAAUGAAGCCUGCAUGUUGGUGCAUCCUAUAAUCCUGGCUCUUACGAAGCAAGAAGAUGGGGAGUUUCCAGUUUGGCCUGUUACCUACUCUUUCUCAAAACAAACCACAAGUGCUUUGGAAGCCAGCCAUGUAGUCCUUAAGUCCCUGCACUCAAGAGGCUGAGUUUGUGAGUUAGAGGAUAGUUUAUGCUACAGCGUGAAUUUCAGGCCAGCCUGGGCUACAGAAUGAGACCAGGUCUUAGAAAAACCAAAGCCAGUGAAAGCCUUGGUGUGAGAUGGUCUGGGAGGUAAGUCUGGAAGAACUGCGUGUGAAGCCUUGGUGUGAAGCUCCGCUGUCAUCGCGAGCAUGGUGGCCAGGGCCUAUAGUGCUGGCGCUUUGGAGGCAGAAGCGGGUCUUGAGUCUAAGGUUGGCUGGGAACGGUGAGUGCUUUGGCAGCCUUAAUGACACGGUAAGACCCUGUCUGUCAGACAGCCACCGAGCCCUGUGUUGCCAUGCUUGGAGCUGAUGACAGACCUGGUCUUGUUACCUUGUCUACAUAGGCUCUGUCCUGUUUCCCUGCUGGGAGGCUGCUCCUUAUAAGCCUCCUUGUGAACUGAGAAGAGGGUAGACCCUGAAUCAACCAUUGGCUGCCUGAAUCCAGGCAGGUUUAGGGUCAAGAUAUUCCACAUAUAAACAGAUGUUGAGUAUUAAUCAUGGUGUCAUCUAGCGUCUGUCAUUUAGCCUGUGUAUCAUGGUUUCAUUUAUGUGUAUCUGCAUCAAUGUGACUGUGUCAGUUUCAUCACUGUAUCAUUUGGUAUCACAGUAUUUCUGUCAUAAAUAUUUGCAUUAUUUAAUGUUUAUGUCCAUUUUAGUUGCCAUUGGCAUUUAAUACAGUUGUGUCAUUUAGUUUCUGCCAUUGUACCACAUUGUGUUAUCAUUGGUAUAGUCUUAAUAAACGCCUUCGGCAGUGCAGAGAGGCGAUGUGUUCACCAAA
Rattus rattus (black rat) is the source of this 4643-nucleotide messenger RNA. RefSeq names its product transcription termination factor 2 (gene Ttf2). The record is from RefSeq and is a predicted model, not a curated record. The transcript has 23 exons. Lineage: Eukaryota; Metazoa; Chordata; Mammalia; Rodentia; Muridae. Gene Ontology annotation, molecular function: ATP-dependent chromatin remodeler activity; zinc ion binding; ATP binding. Bases 31 to 3462 code for a protein of 1143 amino acids.